Messenger RNA from Adineta steineri, 1017 nucleotides. NCBI's taxonomy places the organism in Eukaryota, Metazoa, Rotifera, Eurotatoria, Adinetida, Adinetidae. The record is from the annotation of a GenBank genome assembly.
AUGUUCCGGGUAAAUCAAUCUCUUUGUUCUAUUCGAUUAAUUUCUAAUAAUUUAAUCCGAUGUCUUCCUCGUGUUGCUACAUCUACGGAACAACCAACAGUCGAAAAAACAUCUGAUUAUGCAGUAAUUAAUUCAUCAAAACAAUCACAAAAAGUUGUAUUUAAUGAUUAUAAUGUUAUUAAACCAGUUUCAUCUGGUAAAAUUCAAUCACGACCCAUACCUAAAUCAGUACCAAAAUUAAUCGAUGUACAAACUGGUUUAAAUGAAUUUAUGAAAGAAUGUGAUGAACGAAUGUUAUUAACUACAAUUGAAAAUAAAUAUAAACUAUUUGAUAAUAAUAAUGUUGCAACUUUUAUUCAACGUCUUCAUGAAUUAAAUAUAAAACGUGAUUCGAAUGAAAGACAUCAUCAACGAAUGUACGAUUUUGUUGAUUAUUUUGUAUUAAAACAUGGUCAACAACUCGAUUUUGGACAUGUUCUAACUAUAUAUUUUCAAUUGGCUUCGUUAAAUGGUAAUCUUAGUCUUACAUCAAAUUCUGGAAAUUACGCACUUAAAGCUCUUAUUCAAUUAUUAAAACAUAAUAUUAAUAAAUAUCAUUUACAAGACACGGGUCGUAUAUUAUUAUCAAUUGAAAAUGAUCUUCAUUGUAAUAUACAUGAAGAUGAACGUAUUCGACCAUUAUUUGAAGCACUUCUUCUUCUAACAAAAUUUCGUCAAAAUGAACUUGAUCGUUUAGAUGCUCGAUCAUUAGCUGAAUUAGCUUAUGUUUUUGCAUCUGAACUUGAUCAUAUAUAUUUUACAAAUCUAUUAAAUGAAUAUAAUCAUGAUGAAUUUUAUCAUGAUAAAUAUUCUACAAUGCUUAUGUUUCGUGCAUUAAAUCGUCGUGGUUAUAAACAUAAUCGAACAUUAGAUAUUUGUCUUCAUUUUGUACAUGAAAACAAAGAAAUGUUUGUUGAAGAAAUGGAUGAAAUUAAACAAUAUUUAAAUAAACUUGAUUACGUUAUAUCAGAGGAAUAA